AUGGCACCAGGAAAAAGAGGUGGAGUUCGAGGCAAACGUUCCAAUCAUCACGUGCAACGGAAUUACGCUGAAAGACUAAAAGAUCUUAACUUGCAGUCCUCGGAAGAAAGUGAUUCAGAGAGCUCAAAUAAUUCACAGUGUUCCGAUAAUUCAGAUAAUGGAGAAGGCAGCGAAGCUGCAUUCCCUAUCUGCAUGUGGGAUUUAAACCAUUGUGAUCCAAAAAAGUGCUCUGGUAGAAAACUGUUAAGACAUAACCUAAUAAAAAAUUUAAAACUUGGACAACGGUUUCAAGGGCUUGUUUUAUCACCAGUGGGAAGUCAAUGUGUUAGCCCUAACGACAGAGAUAUUAUUGAAAAAUUUGGUCUUGCGGUGAUAGACUGUUCAUGGGCAAAGAUAGAUGAAACACCGUUUGGACGUAUGAAAUCGCCACAUCCAAGACUUCUUCCGUUUCUGGUAGCAGCGAACCCUAUUAACUAUGGAAAACCUUAUCAAUUGAGUUGUGUGGAAGCUUUAUCAGCUGCUAUGUUCAUCACGGGGCAUAAACAGGAGGCGAAGUACUAUUUAUCUAAAUUUUCAUGGGGACAUUCAUUUUUAGAGUUGAACUCAGAUGUAUUAGAUAUUUAUGGUGCUUGCUCUGAUAGCAAAAGUGUUAUAGAGGCACAAAACUCAUUUUUAGAAUCUGUAAAUAAAGAAAAUGUAGAUUCAAGACCUACUUGGCCUCCAACUGAUUCAGAUACAGAAUCUGAAGAUGAAAAAGUAUAA
Messenger RNA from Parnassius mnemosyne (clouded apollo), 762 nucleotides. Lineage: Eukaryota; Metazoa; Arthropoda; Insecta; Lepidoptera; Papilionidae. The record is from the annotation of a GenBank genome assembly.